AUGGUUCAGAGGAUUGACGUCGACGAGGGCUGGGAGUUCAAACAAUCCAGCUCCCUGAACAAUGGAACCGCUUCGACCUAUCUGCCUACUGCGCAAUUUCCCACUGUUGCCCACAUCGAUCUCAUGCAUCAUAAUCUCAUUCUAGACCCGUAUAUCGACAUCAAUGAGCUCAAGUGUCUAUGGGUGAACGAUACGGAUUGGACCUACCGCACCGGAAAGGUUGGACCGGUCAACCUCGAAGAUUUUGAUCGUGUAGUCCUUGUUUUUGAAGGUCUUGAUACUAUCGUCGAUGUGUAUCUGAACGAUAAACACAUUCUGUUUAGCAAUAACAUGCAUGUGUCUCAUCGGAUCGAUGUGACAGACCUUCUGAGGGAUGCGCAAGACCCGGCAGUUCUUAAAUUGAGGUUCAGAGCAGCUCCAGCAUAUGGUCGCUCGGAACGUGGAAGGAUCGGAUACAAGAGACUCUCCACCGGUCGUGCUGUCAAUUUUGGAGGGUCUGAGCGACUCUUCGUUAGGAAAGCUCAAUACCAUUGGGGUUGGGACUGGGGACCAGCUGUCAACACGUGUGGGCCAUGGAAACCUAUCUAUAUCGAAGUCUACAAGUCGAGAGUGCAUGACCUUUGGGUUACUCAAAGUGUCACUGAUAAUCUCUCUUCAGCCGAAGUCACUGUGAAGGCGCAGAUCGAACACCCAAAUGGCAUUGCUCACGUCUCUGUUCAAGUAUGUGAUAAUGAGACCGGAAACACGGUUAUCGAAAAAGAAGUUGCUGUGUCGUCCGAUGGCUCUUUUAAGACCUCUUUCACGAUCGACAACCCGACGUUGUGGUAUCCGUUCAUGUAUGGCAAGCAGAAUCUGUACGUGGUCAAAGCAACUAUCCCCGGCGACACGGUAGCCAAGUCCAUCGGUAUAAGAAGACUGCGUCUGCUCCAGAAUUCUCUCAAAGAUCAACAGGGCAGUUCUUUUAUCUUCGAAAUCAAUAACAUCCGUCUUUUCUCGGGCGGCUCAUGCUGGAUCCCGGCCGACUUCAUGCUCCCGCGAGUAACAAGAAAGAGAUAUGAACAAUGGAUAUGUCUAGCAAAGGAAGGGAAUCAAUCCAUGAUCCGAGUUUGGGGUGGUGGAAUCGUUGAAGAUGAUGCCUUCUACGAUAUUUGUGAUCGUGAAGGAAUUCUGGUUUGGCAGGACUUUUUGUUCGCCUGUGGGAACUACCCUGCGCCGCCAGAGUUUGUCGAAAACGUUAAGAAAGAAGCGGAGCAGCAGGUCAAGCGUGUGGGACAUCAUCCAUCACUUGUAAUUUGGUGUGGAAACAACGAGGACUAUAUGUGCGCAGAUCAAGACCGCUGUUGGGAUGUUGACUACAGUGACACGACCGGUCCGUGGGACAAGACCACAUUUCCUGCCCGUGAGAUUUAUGAACGCACUUUGCCUGCUGUCAUUGCAGCCUCAGAAACUGACGUGCCAUAUUGGAUCAGUUCACCAUAUGGGGGAAGCGUAUCGAAUGAUACUACGGUCGGCGAUACUCAUUGCUGGGACGUUUGGCAUGGCAAGCUAUCCCCAUAUCAGGACUACAAGGCCUUUACGUCGCGCUUCAUCUCAGAAUUUGGCUUCGAGUCAGCGCCCAGCCUGAGCACAUUGCACCGUGCCAUCACCGACCCCAAGGAACGCCAUGCGCAGUCGCGAACAUUUGACGCCCAUGAUAAAGGCCCAGGUCACCAGAGGCGGUACCCGAUGUACAUGGGUGAAAACUAUCGCUUCCGGAUGAACCCACUCGAGGACUUUGUAUACUGUACCCAGUUCCUCCAAGCUGAAGCUAUGGCAUACGCAUACAACUGCUGGAGAAGGGAGUUCAGAGGUCCUGGUCAAGAAUAUUGUGCUGGCGUUUUGGUCUGGCAGCUGAACGAUAUCUGGCCUGGGACUAGCUGGGCGCUUGUCGACGUGGAUCUCAACCCGAAGCCGGCUUACUACAUCACAAAGCGAGCAUUGGCAAAGACAGUGGUAGGGAUGGAGCGUGUCGUUACUGCAAAACCACCCUAUAUCACAACUGGUUUCCUUGAUGAAAAGGCCAAGUUGGAUGUGUGGGCGGUGAACGGCGAGCUUGAAGAGCGAACAGUGACACUUGAGCUAAGAGCAUUUGACAUCGAAAGCGGCAACCUGAUCCAGUUGCUUGGUACAUGCGCGAAGAAGCAGUACAUCCUCAAAGCGAACCAGACCACUGAACUUGUGGUAAACAUGGACAUUCCGAACUUUGAUGGGACUGUUGUUGUCGCCUAUCUGAUUGAUCCUGCCUUUGGUGAGAAUCUUGCAAGAUGGGUGAGCUGGCCAGAGCCGCUGAAGUUUAUGCGCAUAUCCUCCGAGCUGAAGAUCACGACCGAAGUAGUGGAUGAUGGCACUGCAGUGGUCAUUAGUGCAAACGCACCCACGAAGGGCGUCGUGCUAAGCGCACAAAACGAGAAUGGCGAUGAAGCCGUGUUUGAGGAUAAUGCGAUUGACUUGGUACCAGAAGAAAAGAUCAGAGUUGGAAUCGAGGGACGUUUGGGCGGAGAUGGUGUUAGUGCUAGGUUCUUGUAUGACUGGGAGUUGGACCCUGGCUUCAAAUGGUAG
Fusarium venenatum is the source of this 2598-nucleotide messenger RNA. Lineage: Eukaryota; Fungi; Ascomycota; Sordariomycetes; Hypocreales; Nectriaceae. The record is from RefSeq and is a predicted model, not a curated record.